Trichobilharzia regenti is the source of this 417-nucleotide messenger RNA. NCBI's taxonomy places the organism in Eukaryota, Metazoa, Platyhelminthes, Trematoda, Strigeidida, Schistosomatidae. The record is from the annotation of a GenBank genome assembly.
AUUUAUUCAGUGGGAAUGACGCCUCGUUUCUUCAGUCUUCUAUUGCUUGUAUCGAUAUCCGUAUGUUUGAUGAAUUCCCUGGUGGCUAAAGUCACUGAAUUUAAUGUUCCAAUUGGUUUUAGUAACAAAAGUGAAAUGUUUUUACGAUUCAGAGAUGUCAGAUUUCUACUAGAUAGAAAUGAUCAACUGACAAUGAAAGAUAGCGACUGUAUUGCAACAGUCGAUUUGGCUCCACCCAAUGCUAAAGAAAAAGCCAGUAAAAAAGUUUAUCGUCAGUUAACACAAAUAUGUAUUUCAUGGUUUCGAAAAUCAGACGAAGAAGAAAAGGCUUAGCGGAAUGGUACAUUAAAUCAGAUUCCUAUUGUUACGUUUAUUGAUAAAGUAUAAUUUUGUUUUGAAAAAGAUUCCUAAUCAUAG